Chenopodium quinoa (quinoa) is the source of this 870-nucleotide messenger RNA. Its product is annotated as eukaryotic translation initiation factor 5A. Gene Ontology annotation, molecular function: ribosome binding; translation elongation factor activity; RNA binding. The transcript is spliced from 5 exons. The coding region runs from base 124 to 603 and encodes 159 amino acids. Gene Ontology annotation, biological process: positive regulation of translational termination; positive regulation of translational elongation. The record is from RefSeq and is a predicted model, not a curated record. Lineage: Eukaryota; Viridiplantae; Streptophyta; Magnoliopsida; Caryophyllales; Amaranthaceae.
GGCAGUGACUCGCUUACAUCAAACGCAGACGGCUCUCGUUGUUGAGUGAAAUCUAGGUUUUCUCAUUUUCUCUCUCCUCCUCGAUUCGUAACUGGUGAAGAAGAAGACGAAGACGCCGUAACCAUGUCUGACGAAGAACACCAGUUCGAGUCCAAGGCCGAUGCCGGUGCCUCCAAGACUUUCCCUCAGCAAGCUGGUACCAUCCGUAAGAAUGGUUACAUCGUCAUCAAGAAUCGUCCUUGCAAGGUCGUUGAAGUAUCCACUUCUAAGACCGGCAAGCACGGACAUGCCAAAUGUAACUUUGUUGGUAUUGAUAUUUUCAAUGGGAAGAAGCUUGAAGAUAUUGUUCCAUCUUCUCACAAUUGUGAUGUUCCCCAUGUCACUCGUACCGAUUAUCAGCUCCUUGACAUAACUGAGGAUGGUUUUGUCAGCCUGCUGACUGAUAGUGGUGACACUAAGGAUGACUUGAAGCUGCCAACUGAUGAAGCUCUGCUGAAGCAGAUCAAGGAUGGAUUUGCCGAGGGGAAAGACCUGAUUGUGAGUGUGCAGUGUGCCAUGGGAGAAGAACAGAUCUGUGGUCUCAAGGAUAUUGGACCCAAGUAAUUGACUGAUCUGUUCAAGUUGCCUGACGCAUUAGAGCGCGGAAUGAAAUAUAUUAAUAUUGAUAUUGUUAGCUUUACUCAGAUUCCAUGUGUUUGAGAAUAUGCUGGGAAAGACUUCAGUCAUGGAGCCUCAUGUUAGCUCCUCAUCAUAACUCUCUAUGUUUGACUUGUUAUUAUCAUCAAAUUUUUACCUUAUGUUUCCUGUUAAUGAUGUACUGGUGUGAUAUUGGGUUAGUCUAUAUGAAAUCUUUUGCAUUUUGUGAAUCAA